AAAACUUUUUAGUUAGUUAGUUUUUUGUCAGCAGGAAAAAUCCAAUUCACAUUUUUAGGUGAUGUAUCAUCGUCUUGUCCUGGGUGCCGCUGUGCUAUCUUGUUGUACAGGUAAAUCUUCGGUAUAUGGUGCACACGAGACAAUUUUCGCCUUUGCUGGUGGAGAUGUCAUCUUGCCCUGCAGCUUGGAUAUCACUGCCAUCAAUGACUUUCCAACAAUCGAGUGGUCCAAAGAGGGUCUGCAUCCAAAUGUCAUCUUCCUGUACCGGGAUGGCUGCGAGACAUACGAGAUGAAGAAUCGGGCCUUUGAGUACAGGACAAGCUUCGUCACCAGAGAGCUGAAAAAUGGAAACAUUUCAUUAAGGAUCUCUAAUGUGCAACUGUCUGACGCAGGAAAAUAUCAAUGUAUGAGACUGUGGAAUAACCCUAACACCCGAGACAUUACGAAGCUGGAGCUGGUUGUGGGGGCGGCUUCUGAGCCGAAACUCACAGUAGUUUCAGCUGAGAGUGGAGGAGUGACUCUUCAAUGUGAGGCAAACUGCUGGCUGCCACAACCAGAGAUAACGUUUCUGGAUGAUCAGGGAAACGAUAUUAGUGCUGAGGAGCCAAAAAGAGAUCAAAACCAUGCCGGAUGUUACAGUGUCAGAAGGAGAGUGACUGUGCAGACUGCUACCAACAGGGUCGCCUGCAGAGUUCACCAGCCAAAUACCAACCACACCAGGAUCACAGAGAUUCUCAUACCAGCUGACUGCCUGACGUCCUACACUCCAAUCAUUGGCGCCGCUGUCGGAGUGACCAUUUUAGUGACAAUGGUAUUGUGUGGAUCAGCUGUUUUUAUAUGGGAGAGAUGUCGCAAAUCUGCGGAGGGCCAAAAACCACCAGUGUCCAGACAGGUGUCAGAUGAAAGUAGGAUUACCCUCUCGGACAAUCAGUCGUUCCUGAAGAAGGGGGACAUAGCGGACAACAAUGGAAACGACACCACUGAGCAACUGAGAAGGAAAGUUGCUGACCUCGAAUCAAAGCUUCGUGAGCGAGACAAAAUCAUCCUUAAACUACAGAACGAGCCCAAAACUAGGUUUAGUCCUGUCGUAUGCCAGCACAGCCAGUCAACUAUUUUCCGCCGUCCUUCCAAAUCCUCACUGGAUGCCACAAAAGUCCUCAGUCCACCCUCUGACCUCGGCCCUGAAGCCAUAAACGUACCUGUUGACCACAAUCCAAAACCAGUGGACUCAACCAACAGCAACCCUCCAAAUUCUGGCAACUUACCUCAACGUGGAAUCUCCAGGCAGAAUAGCAAUCCAUCACCUGGUCGUCCGUUACAUAGAAAGCGCAAUAGCAGCCCGGCUAUUUUUAACUACACAUUGUCCAGUUCCUCUUCAACUAACAGGUCAAAGACGAUGUUAGGAGCUAACGAACAUUCAAAUAGUGAGUCUUGUAAAGGGCCACGUCCAAACGCUCCGAAGCCUCAGCGUAGACUAUCCUCCAGUAACUGUUUCUUUCUACUGGCACAUUUGUCCGAAGAAACAGAGAUGUUGGUGUCAUAAGAAUAAGAGCCCAAAGCAAAUUGUGAAGGUUGGAUUCCCUUAAACCAUGGCAGAUAAAAGCAAAACAAUCUGCAUGGCUAGAUACCACUAGCAGUACAUGAGAUACAUGAUCUUAAAAAACUUUUGGACUUAUCUGUUAAAACUCUGUUUUACUAUCUAGUAAAACAUAGUUGUUAAUGAGAACUCUUGGUUCUUAUUGCUGUCAUAUUCUUCUGAGAAAAGAAGCAGGCACUUUAAAUUGUUUAAAAACCAGUCAUGGGAAUAACAGCGUUAUAAAUAAACGAGUAAUCAAAUGAAUAACUGUUUCCCCCGUUACAACGCCGUUGCCGUUACUGCCCCCCAAAAAUGUGGCGUUACUUCUUCAGACCUCACUGAAGCGGUUUUCACCCGAACAGGCGCUUUUCUCUGUCUCUGUCUACUUGCCAAAUAGUGGCUGCACUUAGAGGCAAAACCAAAGACAGAGUAGAACGCAAAUGAGACACAAUAUCCCAGAGUUUUUGAGGAAUAAAAUUCAAUCGCUGCACAUCUGCCACAUGUACAAUUAUAUUAUUUACUUCUUUUUAGGACAUUUCUUAAGCACAAUUUAAUUUUGAACGUGUUUUGGGCCAGUUGUUGUUGAUUGGGGCAGCCAAGUAAUUUGACAUAUUUGAACAAUUUUUUUAAAAAGUAACAUAAUAGUUACUUUUCCUGGUAAUUAAUUACUUUGACAUUGAUGUAACUCAGUUACUUUUUUGGAGAAGUAAUGAGUAACUAUAAUUAAUUACUUUUUCAAAGUAACAUGCCCAACACUGUUAAAAACAUAGAUGAUACUUCAUUAUAAACUCAAAUAAUGUUUUAAACCCACAGUUAAUGAGCUUUAGCUUUUUGCAAUUUGGCAGGGACAGGUUUGCUGUAUCCCCAUGUAAGCUAAGCUAGGCUAACCAGCUGGUGGCUCCAGCUUUCACUUACCACACCUAAGGGUGGUAUCAAUCUUCUCAUCUAACUCAAACAAACGAAGCAAAUAAGCACAUUUAAAAACCUUUUUAAAUCCCAUAUUUACACUUAGCUCUCCUGCUUAGCACUGAUUCACAGCUCAGAUGUUUCCGCCCUUCACCUCAAAGAUAUCACGUCAACCAGUGUGUCUUAUUAUUCACAAUACUUAAUUUAUAGCCUAAUUGAUUUGCCUGGAAUUCAAAAAUCAUAUUUCUGAAAGAACACAUGGAAGGGGAUAUUUCUUUUAGCUUUCUACUGCAUUUCUGCUGCAAAGACGAGCCUUCUUUUAUUGAUAUAACUGCAAGUAUUGUCCUAAAUAUGCAACAAACUGCUGGUAAAUAAUUUUGGUGCAACACUUUUGCCAGUGUUUUUUUUAAUGAAUGAUGUAAAUGAACAUUGUCUGUGCACAAAAGGAUUUUUCCCUUUACAAGAGCAUAAACAAAAAACAUUUAACUCAUAUCUGCACAUACACUAGUAUUAUCAUUAUCACCAUUAUCAUUAUUUAUUUUAUUAAAACACUAUUAAUGUUGCUUUAAUUAAUAAAAGGUUAAAAAGGAAGUGAAAAAUCUUUUUGUUUUGCUGAAAAUGUUCAAUUCCAAACUAAUGGGUUGUAGGGUGUCAUUAUUUAAAUUACAUAAACAAAUAUACAUACUUACCAAUUUUGUAUGUAGUUUGCGAAAUAAGAUGUUAUUUAACUUGUUUUUGAAGCUGUCAUUUUGUAUGUGCACUUUCUCACUGUUGUAAUAAAGCUGUGACCCA
Molecule: messenger RNA, 3274 nt
Organism: Scomber scombrus (Atlantic mackerel)
Lineage: Eukaryota; Metazoa; Chordata; Actinopteri; Scombriformes; Scombridae
Product: butyrophilin subfamily 3 member A2-like
Exons: 6
Coding region: 62-1543 (493 amino acids)
Source: RefSeq, a predicted model, not a curated record